AUGUCAAAGAUUUCUUUACUUGUAACCAUAACCUUCUUGGUCGGAAGCUUAUUUGCCAUAACUUCUCUUGGGCUGAGGGUCCAUUUUUAUUUGUUUACAGUCACUUCCACCCGGACAGGGUGUUUCUCCUGUUCUGCAAAUGAUGCAUUCUCUGGAGAUCUGAUCAACUUUGAAGCAGCUAUUCAAUCCACCUGGGAUAUUCAUACUCCGAUCAAGCACAUAUUCACCAACAACAGCUUCAUUCCACAUGCUUUAUCUGACAUGAAUCCUUCGAUUUCCUGGCGUUUCUCCGGCAAUAUAUCUAACAUCCGCUUCAUAUCGAACAUGCUGGGAAACCCUGCACUUCAUAUCACUCCUUCCCAUUGGAUGAAUCCUCGCCUCUGCCUUUCCAAUAUCAAUCCCAAUUGUCAUGUUCUUAAUCUAUUUCUAUCAGGCCGUUCAGAUUUGUUUUCUUCAGUCUUGUUAUCAGCUUCAGCUUUGUAUUCUUCAGCCUUUAAUAUAUCAGCCUUUCGAGAAGACAGUGGGAUGAACAAGGUCAUUAAUCUCAGCAAGCAAAAUGGGUGCUUCUUCUUGUCAAACAGUGAUUUAGGUGCACAAGUGCCAGAUGUUCAUAAGACAAUGUCCAAGCUUUCAGGCUUUGAUCAGAUGACAGAUAAUGGCCUGAAUAUGGGAGGUGUAUAUUUUAUCUAA
Dioscorea cayenensis subsp. rotundata (Guinea yam) is the source of this 690-nucleotide messenger RNA. RefSeq lists its product as uncharacterized. Bases 1 to 690 code for a protein of 229 amino acids. The record is from RefSeq and is a predicted model, not a curated record. NCBI's taxonomy places the organism in Eukaryota, Viridiplantae, Streptophyta, Magnoliopsida, Dioscoreales, Dioscoreaceae. The transcript is spliced from 5 exons.